Messenger RNA from Penicillium waksmanii, 2562 nucleotides. RefSeq lists its product as uncharacterized. The record is from RefSeq and is a predicted model, not a curated record. NCBI's taxonomy places the organism in Eukaryota, Fungi, Ascomycota, Eurotiomycetes, Eurotiales, Aspergillaceae. Bases 1 to 2562 code for a protein of 853 amino acids. The transcript is spliced from 6 exons.
AUGCAUUUCAGCCCCAAGCACAGCCUCCUCCAAUUUGAUCUUCAGAGCCCUCGAGCUCCCACCUCCCGCCAGACUCUCUUUGCUAUUUACUUUCUUUCCGGUGCUCCAGACACAGCUACUAGGUACACAAUGUCCGACCCCUUCUCAGUUGCCGGAAGCGCUGUCGGGGUCAUCUCUCUCGGGCUGCAGGUUUGCAGUAAGAUCGUCAGCUAUACGCAAGCCGUGCGGGGCCAAAACGAUAACAUCCAAAAUCUUGCCAGCAAAGCCGAGAACAUUCGCACGUCGCUGAAACAGUUACGCGAACUGAUCGAAGAGACGAGGGAUGAUUCACCUGAUUUUGCGAAUGACCUCGAGGUCCAGGCGCUUGGUCUUAAGGCGAACGUGGAGAAGCUGCAUACGAAGAUCGAGCAAUACAAGCCAGUUGCAACAGAAAGUUUACAAGGAAAGGCUAGAUCUACUUUGAAAAAGGUCAUCUAUCCAUUGAAGAAGGAAGCGCUCUUCGAAAUCGGGGAUUGUCUGGAUGGUAUGCAGGCGACUCUACGGACGGCAUUGGCCAUUAUGCGAUCGGGGAAAAGCUCUACGGCGCGAAAUAUACACAGAUUUGAGUUGAAGCAGGAUAGCUUCGAUGCUAAGCAAGACCACCUUCUGGACGAAAUUAGAACGCUCCAGCUUGCCCUCACAAACUCCUCUCUUCAAAGUGUCCUCCAACAACCACCGUCCCGAGUCAAACAAUUGUGUGAUCAGCUUAGCGACGAUAGCUGGCUAGUACCAUUUCCUCGAGCUCAAGGGAAGUUUCGGGCCAAGCAGGUAAAAAAACGCUAUGCAUAUCACAGUACUUGGCUGGGGUUCCUUGUUACCGGGACUUUCUCUCUUUCUUCUGGAUCUGGUGGAUUUUCAAUUGCUCCAUCGCUGAAAUUUUCUGCUGUUGUUGACUCUAAGAGCUGGUCAGGCGCAAUGUACCAUGAAAUGAUGGAUUACAGAUGGUUUUUGGACGGUGUCGACGAUUUUAUUCAGCGAUCGAAAUAUGCCUUCUCGUCUGUCUGUAAAUUCAUCAAAUACAUGCUCAGCUGCGGCUCUACCCUUGAAUAUGACGGUCCCCUUUCUGUGUCUCGAGCCUUAUGCAGCGCAUAUCUUUUGACCGAAGAGGAGCUCAAGUUCAUCCCGCAUAUCGUAGAAAUGGAGGGUCCAAUAAACCGGCCCCCAGAUUCGUGGAUUGCAAAAAGAAACAUGCAGGAAAUUCAGCGAAGGGAUGAGGAUUGCAUAAACCUUCCAGCUGCAUACAUGGCAGUUCUUCGAGAGUCAUAUGAAGACCUGCAAGAAAUAAUCAGGUCAAAUAAAGGAUGGCCAAAGAAUGAAAUACACGGCGUUUCUUUGCUUCAGUUGGCAAUGGGUUGGCCAGCGGGAGUAAGACUGCUGCUGGAAGAAGGAUCAAACACACAUAUACCUAUACUCUACCACUGCGGAUUCCGAGCGAUCACCGAUGAAGAUAGCGAAAUUGACAAAUAUGUCGACUCAUGCAAGAUUUUACUCGAAGCGGGAUACAUGUUUUCGGCCAGUGACAUUUCCAGGACUGAAAUUGAAUCGAAUAAACUGAAAGUUGUCUUUCUGCACGAACUUGCCAAACGACGUAAUAGUCUAUUGGAGCUAGCGAACGCAAGAUUCCAUCCCUCUGAGCUCUCCGAGAUCAGAAAGGGAGAAACUGGUCUUCCCGACACGCAGGCUUAUCGAAUCUGCGCUGCCUUGAUGAGGAAGGGAAUUGACGUGGCUCAUUCUCUGACGGCGGUUGAGGGCGAAUUCCUUCACUGUGAGGCAGCACCGUUGGAUAUCUUGAAGAAAGCAUACGAGCUUGGAUUUACCGACGUAACUCAACGACCUCCACAAGGCUAUACGCCACUAGAGCUCUACUGCUCGCGACACCAUGGUCACUCCCUGGAGCAGAUUACUUGGCUUAUUUCCAAAGGCGCGAAUCCUAUGGAAAGGCUUCCUAGAUCGAACAUGACAGUGACUCAUAUACUAAGUGCGACUUUGGCUACCCGGGUUGGAAUCAAACAUUGCUACUACUAUGGGGUAUCCAAAGAUAUCACUCACAUGGCCGCGGUCUUUCGAAAUUUUCUCCAAUCCCUCAUCAAUUACAAUCAGUCAAGUUCCCAGGCGUGUCGCUCAAUUAUAAGGAGCCUUACCUUUGACGGGCUAGGGCUCAGCCAUACCUGCUGCAUCGAGAUUGAAGAUGGGGUACCCUGGCUACAUGGCAGAGAGGAAUGCGAUCUUCUUGAGAUUAUGGAGGAGCAGAGAGAUCAAGCAGAAUACCUCGAGAGGCUUGUGGCUGAAUUUGAAUCUCAGUUUGAUGCCUACGGGCUUCCCUUGAUGGAUUUCCUGCAGCAGGUUUGGUAUGAACGAAUGAUAAGAAUUCUUUCACAUUGCGAUCCUUUCGAUGCUAAGCAUCACGAGGAAGCGGGAAAGCUUGGCGUUUUUCUGGAGAUGGAUGAUAUUGAGAUACCCCAUGUUGUGCAAUAUAUUUGUGACCAAGUAAGGGUGGUCAAGGACGACUCUGACAGUUCUUGA